ACUGUUUGUUUCACGCUUAGCGUAUCCACUCGUUAGGGAUAAAAAUGGCAGUUUGCACCAUUCCUGAGUUCUACAAAAACCGACACGUUUUCGUCACUGGAGCGAGUGGAUUCUUAGGGAAAGUGCUUAUAGAGAAGUUGCUGAGGUCUUGCCCGGAGAUUGGCAACAUCUAUAUCCUCGUCAGACCUAAAAAGGGGAAGACCCUGCACGAACGCGUGAGUCAGAUCACGAACACCCCUCUAUUCGAUAUAAUAAAGCAACAAAAUCCAGAUGCCAUUAAGAAACUGGUGCCUCUAAAUGGUGACGCUAGACAAUUGGAUUUAGGGCUCUCUGAAACAGAUAAACAACUGAUCAUAGAUCAGGUCUCGCUGAUUUUUCACGCUGCCGCCUCAGUACGAUUCGACGACUCCUUGAAAGAGGCCACCUUGAUCAACGUAAAAAGCGCCCUCGAGAUCUCUAAGAUUGCUCUGGAAGUCAAAAAUCUCGUAGUGUUCCAACACGUCUCGACCACGUACUGCAACAUAGAUAAAAAGGUUGUGGAAGAAGUCUUAUACCCUUCGUGUGGUCACUGGAAGGAACUGCUAACGCUGGUCGAAAAAUGCGACGAAAAAACGUUAGAAACAUUAACGCCAAAAUAUAUAGAUCCCUUUCCGAACACAUACACCUUUGCCAAACUAUUGGCUGAGCAUGUUAUUAACGAUGUCCUCGCGGAGAAAGUACCGACGGUAAUAUUUAGACCAUCAGUAGUGAUAUCUGCUGUAUCCGAACCUGUCCGAGGUUGGAUAGAUUCGUUUAACGGACCGUGUGGUCUUUUGGUUGCUGGGGGUAAGGGCAUAUUGAGAAUUGUAUACGGCGACAGAUCGGUUAAUACGGAUUAUGUUUCCGUCGACAACACCGUGAAGUUGAUGGUAGCUGCCACGUGGGAAAAACAUGUUCUACAAAAAAAAAACACCCUAACAGUCUCUAUCUACAACGGAAGCAAAUAUAAUUUGAUGCCGGUAGAGCUGGGUGAAAUAGUGGACAUGGGCAAACAAUUAUAUUGGGAUGUUCCGUUCGAGACCAAACUUUGGUUUCCCAGAAACAAAAUGACGAAAUGCUGGUACGAGUAUUAUUUUAAUGUUCUGCUGUUUCAUUUGCUUCCGGCCAUGUUAAUAGAUACAUUGUUAAAGAUAAUAGGACAUAAACCUAUAUUAUUCAAGAUCCAACGUAAGAUUUACAUCGCAAACAUGGCCGUUUCGCAUUUCAUGCUGAACGAAUGGGAAUUCGUCAACACGAAUUCGAUGGCGCUUAAUAAAAAAAUUCUAGACGUCGACGAAGAAGCCUUUACUAUUUGCCUUCCCAAGGAUCCCAAAGCUAUGUCUACUUUACCGACAAUCCCAGAAUAUUACGAAAACAGGGACGUGUUUUUAACCGGUGGUACAGGGUUUAUAGGCAAAUGUCUCAUAGAGAAACUGUUGAGAUCUUGCCCCAACAUUGGACACAUUUACGUUCUAAUAAGGUCCAAAAAGGGAAUGUCCUUGAAGAAGAGAUUAGAUAAUUUACUUAGUUCCCCGUUAUUCGAAGUACUAAAAGAACAAAAUCCAGAUAUUUUUAAAAAACUAAUACCCGUUGCUGGAGAUGUGAAAUGCAUACGAUUGGGUUUAAGUACGGAGGAUUGGAACAUGCUCAAGGGACGCGUGUCGGUAAUAUUUCAUGCUGCAGCUUCCGUAAGAUUCGACGAUGAUUUAAGGGACGCGAUUUUAGUAAACGUGAGAAGCGCGAGAGAAAUCGCCCAACUCUCUCUUGAAAUAACGAACUUGGAAGCUUUGGUUCAUGUGUCGACAACAUAUUGUAACGUUGACAAAAAGACAAGUUACGAAAAGCUUUACCCGUCUCACGGAAACUGGAGAGAAGCGAUUACAUUGGCAGAAGAGUGCGACGAAAGACUAUUGGAGAUUUUGUCCCCCAAAUAUACCAAUCAAUUUCCGAAUACUUACACCUUUACUAAAUUACUAGCUGAACACGUCAUCAACGAUCUCUGCGUAGGAAAAGUGCCGACUGUUAUUUUUCGCCCUUCAAUAGUAUUACCGCCAUUGAAAGAACCUUAUAGAGGAUACGUAGACAAUUUCAAUGGACCCGUGGGGCUUUUAGUAGCGGGCGGUGCUGGAAUUUUGAGAAUUGUAUACGGCGAUACUGAAGUAGAAGCAGACUACGUUUGUGCUGACUCGAUUGUUAAAGCCAUAAUAGUUUCCGCUUGGGACAAAGCAGUCAGACAGUUAGUAUUCGAAUACAAACAAGCGAGCGACUUUGACAGUUUCUCUUUCUCGGACUUCCCUGAAAACGAGGAAGAACUUUACGAAUACUACAAAGAUUGCUGUAAUAACGCGAGAUGGUAUUUGCUAAGAGAAAGUCGCGUCAUUAAACCCGCAACCUAUAUCAAAACCAAGAGUUGCGGCCGGUAUAGCGGAAUGGCGGUUUCAACGAUACCCGAGUUUUACGCUAAUAAGGACGUGUUUAUCACGGGUGGAAGUGGAUUUGUGGGGAAGUGUUUGAUCGAAAAAUUGCUCAGGUCCUGCCCCGACGUAGGAAAUCUAUACCUUUUGUUAAGGUCCAAGAAAGGAAAACCGUUACUUGAACGAGUUGAAGAAUUGAUAAGUUCCCCACUUUUCCAAGUGUUAAUUGAACGCAAUCCCAAGGUAACAAAGAAAAUAAUCCCGUUAAGCGGCGAUGUAACGAAACCUAAUCUGGGGCUAAGCGAAAGGGAUAGAGAAUUGCUAAAGGAAAAAAUUUCGGUGUUUUUCCACGCGGCUGCCUCCGUCAGGUUUGACGACGGAUUAAAGGAUGCGAUGUUUGUAAAUGUCAGAAGCACGAGGGAUGUGGCAGCGUUGGCCCUUGAAAUGAAACAACUGAAGGUGUUGGUACACGUUUCCACCACGUUUUGCCAAAUCGAUAAAAAGAUAAUCGAAGAAAAACUGUACCCACCACACACAGACUGGAAAGAAGCCAUACGUCUUGCCGAAGAAUGCGACGAGAAUGUUUUAGAGAUUUUAACAACCAAGUAUACCAGUCCUUUUCCAAAUACCUAUACUUUUACAAAAUCUCUAGCAGAGCACGUCAUUAAUGACACGUGCGUGGGAAAAAUUCCGACAGUAAUUUAUCGACCUUCGAUAGUAAUACCUCCUCUAAAUGAACCGGUCAAAGGCUACGUUGAAAACUUCAACGGUCCAGUGGGUUUGCUAGUGGCAGGUGGGUCAGGGAUCCUUAGGGUUGGAUACGGCAACGGGGAUUCAAUCCCGGAUUACGUCACCGCCGACGUCACCGUUAAGUCUCUAAUUGUCGCUUCGUGGGCAAAAGGAACGAGUUCCGACAACAAGCGCGAAUUGAUGAUAAUCAAUGGAAGCAAGGACAAACUUCACUCCAUCAGACUGAACCAUUUCGCUGAAAUGGGCAAACGGUUGUACUGGGACAUUCCCUUUGAAAAUAAACUCUGGUUCCCUGGCAACAGGAUCACCAAGUGUUGGUACGACUAUUACGUCAGCGUCCUGAUCUUGCACAUGAUGCCGGCUGCGUUUGUGGACUUAAUUUUGAGACUGCUUCAUCGCAAGCCGCGAUUGUCAAAAAUGCAGCGAAAAAUUUACAUUUCCAACAUGGCGUUAGGGCCGUUCAUGCUGGGCGAGUGGGAAUUCCAAAACACACGGUUUCUCGAACUAAACUCCCGGCUAUCGAAAACGGACGAAGAAUCGUUUGCCUACGUACGUUUCCCGAAUUUAGAAGAAAUCUACGACUACUAUCGAGCGUGUUGCGACUAUAGUAGGUGGUACUUAUUAAAGGAGAGCAAGGAAAUAAAACCACAGACCCGUGUUUUCACGAAAAGGCUGUACCUUCUGGACCGAACGAUUCGAUUUGUUUUCGUUGUUUUAAUAGGAUGGUUACUUCUUCGAAAGAUGGACGUAGUUUAAAAUUUAUUAGUUUCAAUUUAUUUAAUUAAGUAACUUUUAUAGAUGUUGUAGUAAUGGACCUUGUGUUAUAUGUACACACAAA
Molecule: messenger RNA, 4020 nt
Organism: Cylas formicarius (sweet potato weevil)
Lineage: Eukaryota; Metazoa; Arthropoda; Insecta; Coleoptera; Brentidae
Exons: 21
Coding region: 45-3938 (1297 amino acids)
Biological process (GO): long-chain fatty-acyl-CoA metabolic process
Cellular component (GO): peroxisome
Molecular function (GO): alcohol-forming very long-chain fatty acyl-CoA reductase (NADP+) activity
Source: RefSeq, a predicted model, not a curated record